CUGUACAGGUGGUAGGUACCUGGCUGGGAGUGUUUGGAUCAGGCAGCCGCCGGCCAGCCCGGGGAAGGGUCCUCGGCCUCGCCACCGGAAGCGGUUGCCCAGCGACGGCGAAGAUGGCGGGCGGCUCCACGUCGGCAGCGGGCUGCAGCUCCAGCCUGUCCAUGGAGUUUCUGGAGGGACUGACGGAGAUCGCGGAGCUGCAGGAAGCCUACGGCCAGCUGUGCAGUGAGGAGAAGGAAGUUGAAGCAGAACUUGAGGCUCUUUUUGGACAACAGAGCAGCCUGGAGGGUAAAAUGGUAGCUCUGCACCGGAUGGGUCCGAAUUUGCAGCUGAUUGAGGGGGAUGCCAAACAACUUGCGGGGAUGAUCACGUUUACAUGCAACCUGGCUGAAAACGUAAGCGGCAAAGUUCGACAGCUUGACCUAGCCAAGAAUCGGAUUUACCAGGCCAUUCAACGUGCAGAUGACAUCUUGGAUCUUAAAUUCUGCACUGAUGGAGUGCAGACAGCCCUGCGCAAUGAGGACUAUGAGCAGGCAGCUGCACAUAUCCAUCGCUACCUGUCACUCGACAAGUCUGUAAUUGAACUCAGCCGGCAGGGGAAGGAGGCUAAUGUCAUUGAUGCAAACCUCAACCUGUUGCAAGAGGCAGAGCAGCGGCUCAGAGUGAUUGUUGCUGAGAAGUUUGAUGUAGCCAUCGUGGAAGGUGACCUGCCACAGGUGGAGCGCUUCUUCAAGAUCUUUCCGUUGCUGGGAUUGCACGAAGAAGGCCUGAGCAAGUUCUCCGAGUACCUUUGUAAACAGAUUGCAAAAAAAGCUGAAGAAAACCUUCAAUUGGCACUGAGCACUGAGAUGAGUGAUCGCAGGGCAGCAGUUACCUUUGCUGAUACCCUCACACUGCUCUUCGAAGGGAUCGCUCGAAUAGUGGAGACUCACCAGCCGAUUGUUGAGACGUACUAUGGGCCUGGGCGGCUUUACACACUUAUAAAGUAUCUGCAGGUAGAGUGUGAUCGACAGGCUGAAAAGGUGGUGGACAAGUUCAAUCAGCAGAGGGAUUACCACAGAAAGUUCCAACGUGUGCAGAACAGUAUGAUGAGAAGUUUAACAAUGGACAAAAUAGAACCCAGGGAACUUGACACUAUUUUGGCAGAGGUUACUUUGAUGAAUGCUCGCGCAGAACUAUACCUGCGCUUUAUCAAAAGAAGGAUCACUGCUGAUUUUGAGGUUUGCGAUGCAGUAGCCUCGGAGGAAGUCAAACAAGAGCAUCAGAAGGCACUGGAUAAACUCUGUAACCUAUGCUUGCUGAGUCGGAAUAUGCAGGAACUGAUAGGAUAUUAUAUCACCAUGGAGGAGUACUUCAUGAGAGAGAUGGUCAACAAGGCUGUUGCAAUGGACGUCUGUGAGAAGGGCCAGUUGACGUCCAGCAUGGUGGAUGAUGUAUUCUUCAUUGUGAAGAAGAGCAUUGGCCGUGCUCUGGCAAGCUCCAAUAUCGACUGCCUGUGUGCUAUGAUCAACCAUUCCACCACUGUACUGGAGUCGGAUUUCAGGGAGGUGCUUUAUAACAAGCUGCAAAUGGGGUUCCCGGCUACAACCCUUCAGGAUAUACAGCGUGGUGUGACCAGUGCAGUGAACAUCAUGCAUUCCAGCCUGCAGCAGGGCAAAUUUGACACUAAGGGCAUUGAAAGUACAGAUGAAGCCAAGCAAUCCUUUCUGGUGACUCUGAACAAUGUGGAAAUGUGCAGUGAAAAUCUCCUGACCCUGAAAAAGAACCUGGAGAGUGACUGUACCAAGCUGUUCAGCCAAGGACUGGGAGCGGAAAUGGCACAAGCAAAGAUUGACAGCUGCCUAUCGGACCUGGCUGCGGUGUCCAACAAAUUUAAGGACCUCCUGCAGGAAGGCUUGGCAGAACUCAACGCCACAGCUAUCAAACCACAGCUGAAGCCCUGGAUAACCGGGUUCCUCUCCAUCUCCCAUAACAUUGAAGAGGAGGAGUUUAAUGAUUACGAGGCCAAUGAUCCCUGGGUCCAACAAUUUAUUCUCAACUUGGAGCAAUUAAUGGCAGAGUUCAAGGUUGGAUUGUCCCAAGUGAUCUACGAUAACCUCACCAGUCUGAUGACCAGCCUGAUCGCAAUUGAACUGGAGAAGGUGGUUCUCAAGUCCGUGUUCAGUCGGCUUGGUGGGUUGCAGUUUGACAAGGAGCUCCGUUCGCUAGUGGCUUACCUGACGUCAGUGAUCACCUGGACCAUCCGAGACAAGUUUGCCCGUCUGUCUCAGAUGGCAACGAUACUGAAUUUGGAACGGGUCACUGAGAUCUUGGAUUACUGGGGCCAAAACUCUGGGCCAUUAACCUGGCGUCUCACACCCGCCGAGGUGCGUCAGGUACUUGCCCUGCGGAACGACUUCCGCAGUGAGGACAUCAAGAGGCUUCGCUUGUAGACUCAGCCCCUGGACAGUCUUUAUAGAAUUGCUUGGGCAGUAAGACACAGACCCUCCUAUCUCCAGGUAGUGGAAGCUGAGCCUCAUCAAUAUGCAUUGAAAAUGGCUCCCACAUAUUUCUUCCCUUGAUAGGAGGUUCAUUGUGCAUUAUUUCACAGACUCCUUGAAUGUGUCAGCUUCAGUGCUUCUGGGAGGGUUCUACGACCAUGCACUUCCAUACUCUGCUAUGGAAAUAAAGGGGGUUACUCCACAAUACCUGCACUUUGCACUACAGGUUUUGCUUUAAGUUGCAGCUAAUAAGAGAGUUGGUUUGCUUUCCGAGUAUGAUUCCCACACUAUUCAGAGCAGCCUGUUACUUUGCUGAGUUUUCAGACUGAUCCCGCCCUGGGGCAUGUGACACUGUCUGAUCUUGUCUGGAUUAACAGAAGGACUCCAUCCAAAGUGAACACGUGACUAUCCAGCUCCUGGAUACUGUUCAGUGAAUCCUGUUGGAAAACGUAGGUGUGGGUUAAGUGCCUGAAGGUAAUGACUUGUCUGGUAGUGGUGGGAGAGCCUGCCAGUACCCAAUGUGGGUGAAGUACCAGAGAUCAGAGUGCAGCUUGGAAUGAGUCCAUUUCUGGAGUGGGACUUGAGCCCACCACCUCAAGAGAUCAGAGUGGUGUUUCGCCAUGGUUAAUUCACAACUCAGUCCAAUUAUACUAAUGGUUACAACAGGCAAGCUAUUAUCUGCAGAGCUGUCUGACAUUGAGAGAACUGUAUUUAACUCUUAAAUGCCAGGCACAGAUGAAGCCAGGUACAAAUGCAUUAACUUGGGUUAUUUAACAACUUGUGUGAUGACAUGUUGAACAUGAUCACGGUGAUCAGCAUUGAGCGGGCCCGCACUGUGUGGGCAUACUAUUCAAUGUGAAUUAUUUCAGAAUUAACUGGAAAAUGACUGCAAAGAUUCGGGUUGGAAAAUAUCCAUGGAGAGAAUUUGAUGGCAUUGACUGUAAAUGUUGACUCAAGGCUUUUCACUGUAACUCUUGUUAUACCCAACCACUACAGCAAUGGUGAGGUGCACCAUUAAAUAAGGGCAUUAAAAUCA
Molecule: messenger RNA, 3516 nt
Organism: Pristis pectinata (smalltooth sawfish)
Lineage: Eukaryota; Metazoa; Chordata; Chondrichthyes; Rhinopristiformes; Pristidae
Gene: cog4
Product: component of oligomeric golgi complex 4
Exons: 19
Coding region: 114-2432 (772 amino acids)
Source: RefSeq, a predicted model, not a curated record